AUGUUGGAUUCUACCACGCAAAACGUCCCGGACAACUCGAUCCGCAUAAGCAUCGACAGGGCAAGUCGGCUGGGCAACUUCCAACCUGCGAUGUCCUACUUGGAAACCCCCACUUCGUCUAGCCGGAAAGAAUUCAUCCUCAAGCUCUUAUCCUCCGAUCCAUCUAAUUACCCUGAUGCGCCUACAGAGGGGAUCAGAAGAGCCUUGGAAAGACGAACGGGGCAGACGUUCCCUCGCGGACAACCUCUCCCGACGGACAAGAUCGAAUUCGUCAGACUCUCAACGACCGUGGCUACAAACGCUCUGCUCGAACGGAAAGGAGAGAGUCAUGCGCUCUUGAUCACUCGGGGGUUCAAGGACCUCUUGAGUAUAGGCAAUCAGUCCCGACCGAGGAUCUUUGAUCUGAACAUCAAGCGACCUUCUCCGCUGUACAAGGAGGUCGUGGAGGUGGACGAGCGGGUGACCCUAGUAGGGUAUACCUCUGAUCCGGCGUUUGCGGGGAACGCGGUCAAAUUCGGAGAGGACGGAGAGGUGGUCAAGGGGUACACCGGGGUCGGGUCGCAGAAUCACCAAAGCGGGAGUGCAAAUGAAGGGACAGACAAGGAGGUUGAGAUCGUCCGCGGGAUCAGCGGGGAGGCCGUCCAGGUCCUACAAACACUCGACGAACCCGCCAUCACGACCCAACUCAAGACCCUCUAUUUAAACGGGUAUCGAUCCAUCGCCGUCGUCCUCUGUCACUCCUAUACUUAUCCCGCACACGAAUUCGCCAUAGGUCGGAUAGCCAAAGAGAUCGGGUUCGAACACAUCUCGUUGUCUUCACAGUUGGUACCGAUGAUCAAGAUGGUACCCAGGGGGAUCUCGAGUACGGCGGACGCGUACUUGACCCCGGUGUUGGGAGCGUAUCUGGACGGGUUUUAUGGAGGGUUUGAAGGGGGAAGGGAAGGGGGGUUGAAGGUCGAGUUUAUGGGGAGUGAUGGGGGGUUGUGUGACUUGAAGAACUUUUCUGGCCUGAAGAGUAUCUUGUCGGGCCCGGCGGGUGGAGUGGUAGGUUCCGCAUUGACGAGUUGGGAUAAAGAGAAUCCGUCACCCGUGAUCGGAUUCGACGUGGGUGGGACGUCGACGGAUGUCAGUCGGUUUGAUGGCAAGUACGAGAUUGUCUACGAGACGACGACGGCGGGGAUCAGUAUCCAGAGCCCACAGCUGGACAUCAAUACCGUGGCUGCUGGAGGAGGUUCGUGUCUCACCUUCCGUAACGGCAUGUUCCAAGCGGGUCCAGAGAGCGCGGGAGCACACCCGGGUCCAGCUUGUUAUCGAAAAGGAGGACCGUUGGCGUUGACGGAUGGGAACCUCUUUCUCGGACGACUUGUACCAAAAUACUUCCCCAAAUGUUUCGGGCCCAACGAGAACGAGCCACUGGAUCCAGCAGCUUCCGAAAGCGCGUUCAAGGAGCUGCUAGAAACUGUUCGGGCGGAGACCAAGUCCGAGAUGACGCUCGACGAGAUGGUCUAUGGUUUCGUUACCGUCGCCAACGAGACCAUGGCAAGGCCGAUCCGGACGUUAACGGAAGCGCGGGGGUAUGCUACGUCGAAACAUGUUCUUUCGUCGUUCGGAGGGGCCGGUGGACAGCACGCUUGCGAGAUUGCAGAGAACCUGGGUAUAACUCGGAUACUCAUUCACCGCUACUCGUCGAUCUUGUCGGCAUACGGUCUGGCGCUAGCCGAACGAGUCUUUGAAAGUCAAGAACCGAGUUCGACGGCCUACAACUCGGAAACCAUCCCCGCCUUGACAAAAACGCUGAACAGGCUCGGUGAGGGCGUAGCCGCUGAACUCCGUCGCCAAGGUUUCCCAGAAAACAAGAUCAGGCUAGAUCGCAUGCUUAACAUGCGAUUCGAAGGGACGGAUACCGCCUUGAUGAUCACGGCAGAGGACGAUACAACGUUCGAGGCGGGGUUCAAAGCGGCUUACAAGGAGCAGUUUGGUUUCGUGCUUGACACUCCGGUCGUGGUCGACGAUGUCAAGGUAAAAGGCGUAGGAAAGACGUUUGACGACCUGGGUGAAUCUGUCUUCAGAGAGUUCGCUCGGUUAGAUAUGCGCAAAGUCGAGCGCACUGCAGGAUCCAGCAAGGUAGACAGCUUCCAGUCCGUCUACGUUUCAGCACCGGGAUCGACCAAAGGCCGCCGGGAGGAUGUGCCGGUGUUCGAGCUCGAUUCGCUAGAAGUAGGAGACCUCGUCGAAGGUCCUGCGCUCAUCAUCGACGAGACACAAACCGUCUUUGUCAACACAGCAUGGUCGGCCAACGUGACUUCGAAACAUCUGUAUAUCACUCGAGUUUGA
Messenger RNA from Filobasidium floriforme, 2334 nucleotides. RefSeq names its product 5-oxoprolinase. Gene Ontology annotation, biological process: glutathione metabolic process. Lineage: Eukaryota; Fungi; Basidiomycota; Tremellomycetes; Filobasidiales; Filobasidiaceae. The record is from RefSeq and is a predicted model, not a curated record. Gene Ontology annotation, molecular function: 5-oxoprolinase (ATP-hydrolyzing) activity. The transcript has 12 exons. The coding region runs from base 1 to 2334 and encodes 777 amino acids. Gene Ontology annotation, cellular component: cytosol.